AUGCAGAUCUUCGUGAAGACCCUGACGGGCAAGACCAUCACGCUCGAAGUCGAGAGCAGUGACACCAUCGACAACGUCAAGUCCAAGAUCCAGGACAAGGAGGGCAUUCCCCCGGACCAACAGCGCCUGAUCUUCGCCGGAAAGCAACUCGAGGAUGGCCGCACUCUGUCCGACUACAACAUCCAGAAGGAGUCAACCCUCCACUUGGUCCUCCGUCUCCGUGGUGGUAUCAUUGAGCCUUCGCUGAAGGCGCUUGCCUCCAAGUACAACUGCGACAAGAUGAUCUGCCGCAAGUGCUACGCACGUCUGCCACCGAGGGCUGUCAACUGCCGCAAGAAGAAGUGCGGUCACACCAACCAGCUCCGCCCCAAGAAGAAGUUGAAGUAA
Alternaria arborescens is the source of this 387-nucleotide messenger RNA. RefSeq lists its product as hypothetical. Gene Ontology annotation, molecular function: protein tag activity; ubiquitin protein ligase binding; structural constituent of ribosome. Gene Ontology annotation, cellular component: ribosome; cytoplasm; nucleus. The record is from RefSeq and is a predicted model, not a curated record. NCBI's taxonomy places the organism in Eukaryota, Fungi, Ascomycota, Dothideomycetes, Pleosporales, Pleosporaceae. Bases 1 to 387 code for a protein of 128 amino acids. Gene Ontology annotation, biological process: protein ubiquitination; modification-dependent protein catabolic process; translation. The transcript is spliced from 4 exons.